ACGGACUGCGCCCAACGGGCAUGCGUAUUUCAAGCAGCCAUUGGGAAGGGGCCGCAGUGCCGAGGCUUCCCGGGCUAGCGGGGCGGGGUCCAGGGUUCGAGCCCGAGUCCCCCGGGAAGGUGGUCUCGUAGCACCGGUUCUGGACACGGGGAAACUGAGGAUUGGAGCGGUUAAGUGCUGAGCUCACACAGGAAGUUCCUGGACAUACCUCCAGCUCUGUGUCACUGUACCUGCUGCCUUAAGGAUGCUUGGUUCAAAGGACUUAUUUUGAGCUGGGCGUGGUGGCACACACCUUCACCGCACUCAGGAGGCAGAGCAUAGAGAGCCGUGAAGAGCAUGCCUUUCCGUCACCGGGCAAGUGCCACAAAAGACAGCAAGACAGAUGGCAAUGAAGCUCAGCCCAUGGAGGACACCCCUGGAGGACUGAAGGUGCUGCUGCAUUGGGCUGGCCCUGAGGGUGGGGAGCCCUGGGUCACCCUCAGCCAGGCCUCACUGACUGCAGAAGAGGUCUGCCUCCACAUAGCACACAAAAUUGGCAUCACUCCACCCUGCUUCAAUCUCUUUGCCCUUUUUGAUGCCCAGGCCCAAGUCUGGCUACCUCCAAACCACAUCCUUGGUGGGUCCAGAGAUCCAAGCCUGGCACUGUACUUCCGCAUGAGGUUUUAUUUCCGCAAUUGGCACGGCAUGAAUCCACAGGAGCCAGCUGUUUACCGCUGUGGGUUCCCUGGGGACCAGGCUUCCUCCAGUCGGGUAGAGCAGGGUGUGCAGCUAUUGGAUUCGGCCUCAUUUGAGUACCUCUUUGAGCAGGGCAAGCAUGACUUUGUAAAUGAUGUGGUGUCCCUGUGGGAGCUGUCAAGUGAGGAAGAAGUCCACCAGUUUAAGAAUGAGAGUCUGGGCAUGGCCUUUCUGCACCUGUGCCACCUUGCUCUCUGCCGUGGUGUUCCCCUGGAAGAAGUAGCCAAGGAGAUCAGCUUCAAGGCCUGCAUCCCGCGCUCCUUCCGUCAGCAGAUCCAGAGGCACAAUGCGCUCACACGCCUGCGCAUGCGCAGAGUCUUCCGUCGCUUCCUCAGAGCUUUCCGUCCUGGCCACCUGUCCCAGCAGGUGGUAAUGGUCAAAUACCUGGCCACCCUGGAGCGGCUGGCUCCCCGCUUUGGCACAGAGCACAUACCUGUAUGUCAUCUGGAGCUCCUGGCCCAGGCCGAAAGGGACCCUGACUUUAUCCGGGACAAGGGGCAGCUCCCUGGAGACCCUGUUCUAGAGUCUGCCUCGCGACCCCCUACCCAUGAGGUACUGGUGACAGGCACCGGUGGCAUCCAGUGGCGGCCACUACAGACCGAGUCUUCUGCGAGCAGCAGGAGGAGCCCUCAAUCCAGCUUGCCUGGGAAGAAGGCCAAGACCCCCAGGGUGGGGAAGCAGCCACCCGACAGACCACAGGAGCCGCCCUGGGCCUACUUCUGUGACUUCCAAGACGUCUCCCACGUGGUGCUGAAGGAGUGCUGCGUUACCAUUCACCGGCAAGACAACAAGUGCCUGGAGCUGACACUGCCUUCACGUGCCGCAGCCCUGUCUUUUGUGGCACUCGUGGAUGGCUAUUUCCGCCUGACUGCAGACUCCAGCCACUACCUGUGUCAUGAGGUGGCACCACCACGGCUGGUGAUGAGCAUUGAGGAUGGCAUCCACGGGCCCCUGCUGGAUCCCUUUGUGCAGGCCAAGUUACGGCCAGAGGAAGGCCUCUACCUCAUCCAUUGGAGUACCAGUCACCUGUACCGCCUCAUCCUCACGGUGGCCCAGCGAGACCUGUCUCAGGCCACCAGUGGAGGGCAGAGCCUGCGUCUCCGGAAGUUCCCCAUUGAGCAGCAGCAGCCGGGGGCAUUAGUGCUGGAGGGCUGGGGUCGCACCUUUGGCAGUGUGCGUGAGCUGCGUGGGGCCUUGCAGGGCUGCUCGCUGCGAGCUGGGGAUGACUGUUUCCCUUUGCGUCACUGUUGCCUGCCCAGACCAGGUGAAAUCUCCAACCUUAUAAUCAUGCGGGGAUCUCGCACCAGCACCAGAUCCCUUAACCUCAGCCAGCUUAGCUUUCACCGAGUUCACCAGGAUGAAAUCACCCAGCUGUCUCACUUGGGCCAAGGCACAAGGACCAACGUGUACGAGGGCCUUCUGCGAGUGGAGGGCCCAGAGGAGGGCAAAGUGGAACCUGGUAGGAGCUGUGGGCAGGACCUUCGUGUGGUGCUUAAAGUCCUGGACCCCAGUCACCACCACAUCGCCCUGGCCUUCUACGAGACAGCCAGCCUCAUGAGCCAGGUGUCCCACAUGCACCUGGCCUUCCUUCACGGAGUCUGUGUGCGCGGCUCUGAGAAUGUCAUAGUGACAGAAUUCAUAGAACACGGUCCCCUGGACGUGUGGCUGCGGCGAGAGAAGGGCCGUGUGCCCAUGGCCUGGAAAGUAUCUGCUGCUCAGCAACUGGCCAGUGCUCUCAGCUACCUGGAAGACAAGAACUUGGUUCAUGGCAAUGUAUGUGGUCGGAACAUCCUGCUGGCGCGGCUGGGGCUGGAAGAAGGCACCAGCCCUUUCAUCAAGCUGAGUGACCCUGGCGUGGGCCUAGGCGCUCUCUCCAGAGAGGAGCGGGUGGAACGCAUCCCGUGGAUGGCUCCUGAAUGUCUGUCUGGUGGGACCAACAGUUUGAGCACUGCAGCGGACAAGUGGGGCUUUGGUGCUACCCUCCUGGAGAUCUGCUUCGAUGGGGAGGCCCCGCUGCAGGGCCGCGCCUCCUCAGAGAAAGAACGAUUCUACCAGAAGCAGCACCAGCUGCCCGAGCCCUCGUGCCCUGAGCUGGCCACGCUCACCAGCCAGUGCCUGGCCUAUGAGCCAGCCCAGCGGCCAUCAUUCCGGACCAUCCUACGGGACCUCACUAGGCUGCAGCCCCACAAUCUAGUGGAUGUCUCAACCGUGAACCCAAACCCACUUGCCUCAGACCCCACAGUUUUCCACAAGCGGUAUUUGAAAAAGAUCCGAGAUCUAGGAGAGGGUCACUUCGGCAAGGUCAGCCUGUCCUGCUACGACCCGAACAAUGACGGCACUGGCGAGAUGGUGGCUGUGAAAUCCCUUAAGGAGGGUUGUGGUCCCCAGCUCCACUCAGGGUGGAGGCGGGAGAUUGAAAUCCUUCGCACCCUGUACCAUGAACACAUCGUCAAGUACAAAGGCUGCUGUGAAGACCAAGCAGGUGAGAAGUCGGUGCAACUGGUCAUGGAGUACAUGCCCCUGGGCAGCCUCCGAGACUAUCUCCCCCGUCACAGUGUCGGGCUGGCCCAGCUGCUGCUGUUCGCCCAGCAGAUCUGUGAGGGCAUGGCCUACCUACACGCUCAGCACUACAUCCACCGUGACCUAGCCGCGCGCAACGUGCUGUUGGACAAUGACAGGCUGGUCAAGAUUGGGGACUUUGGCCUAGCCAAGGCUGUGCCUGAAGGCCAUGAAUACUACCGUGUGCGCGAGGAUGGGGACAGCCCCGUGUUCUGGUAUGCACCAGAAUGCCUGAAGGAGUGUAAAUUCUACUAUGCAUCUGAUGUCUGGUCCUUCGGAGUGACCCUCUAUGAGCUAUUGACGUACUGUGACUCCAGUCAGAGUCCCCCCACGAAAUUCAUCGAGCUCAUCGGCCUCACCCAGGGACAGAUGACUAUACUGAGGCUCACAGACCUGCUGGAGCGAGGGGAGAGACUGCCACAGCCAGAAAAAUGUCCCUGUGAGAUCUAUCUUCUUAUGAAGAACUGUUGGGAGGCAGAGGCCUCCUUUCGUCCCACAUUCCAGAACCUUGUAUCCAUCCUGAAAUCAGCCCAAGAGAAGUACCAAGGUCAGGCCCCUUCGGUGUUUAGUGUGUGCUGAAGUUCAGCACACAGAAGCAGGACCUAAGCAGCGCCCACAGAAAAGGUCUGCCGCAGAUUCCUGAGCACCUUACUCCUCGCCUGGAGCCCUCCAUCUCUGUGCAGUGACUUCCUUCCUCACCUGUGAGCCUGGAUACCCUAAGGGACCCAGGAUGGGCAAGGGGGCUUGUUGCACUCAGCUCCAUGUUGCUGGGAUGGAUACCCAGCCAACCACAGCUUACAGGAGGAACGGGUUUAUUUCAAGCUUGCAGACCCAGAAGCAGAGGAAGAACCUGCCGUAGAUCCAGACUUCCACACAUCCAAGCAGAGAGAAACAACUGCCGCAGGCAGACACAAGCCAGCAGCCGGCACCAUGAGCAAGCACCAACCCAAAGCUCACACUGCUCGGCACACACCCUUGGGCUGGAAUUCAGACCCACCCCCAGUGACACCUCCUCCAGCAGAGUACUGGAGACUUCAUCAGGAACCUUGACCUUAAUAAAAAAAAAGGGGGGGGGGGGCUGGAGAGAUGGAUUAGAGAUUAAGGCACUUGCCUGCAAAGCCAAAGGACCUAGGUUCGAUUCUCCAGUACCCACGUAGGCCAGAUGCAGAAGGUG
Molecule: messenger RNA, 4468 nt
Organism: Jaculus jaculus (lesser Egyptian jerboa)
Lineage: Eukaryota; Metazoa; Chordata; Mammalia; Rodentia; Dipodidae
Gene: Tyk2
Product: tyrosine kinase 2
Exons: 25
Coding region: 337-3873 (1178 amino acids)
Biological process (GO): cytokine-mediated signaling pathway; intracellular signal transduction; cell differentiation
Cellular component (GO): membrane; cytoskeleton; cytosol
Molecular function (GO): cytokine receptor binding; non-membrane spanning protein tyrosine kinase activity; ATP binding
Source: RefSeq, a predicted model, not a curated record